This is a messenger RNA of Paramecium pentaurelia, 1320 nucleotides long. The record is from the annotation of a GenBank genome assembly. Lineage: Eukaryota; Ciliophora; Oligohymenophorea; Peniculida; Parameciidae.
AUGUUAUCUACAUCUGCAUCGUCAGUUUCAUAUAGAUAAAAAGGAAAGUUGCCUUCUGCAAACAGCAAAUUAUACAAAGGAUUUGUUCAUGAUGCUACAAGUAAAUUGUCAAUAGGGUCAAUUCCUGCAAAAUUGGAACUUAUAAUAUAUCGUGACCAAAGUACAAAAGCAUUUGGAUCUAGUGAACCAAGAUUUAAAGAAUAAUUACCUGAUAAUCCAGGCCCUUAAGAAUAUGAAUGUGGUUUAUAUUCAUUCGGUAAAGUUUAAUCAGAAUCAAUUUCCAAUAAAGGCAAUGGAGGCUUAGCUUGUUCUUAAGAAAGAUAUGUCUUUGCUCCUAAAUAUGUAAAUUCUGGUCCUGGAUCUGGAUAAUAUGCUUAAAGUUAAAGCUUUAAUACUUCAUAGUCAACCAAUAACCCUUCAUUUUUUAUGAGAUAAUAAUAAUAAAAGAGCGUUGAAAAGAUUGAAGUGAUAAAUCCAGGACCAGGAGAGUAUGAUUAUGAAAUUACUUUAGAUAUGAUAUGCCAUAACCCAAAAAAUCAAAUGUAGUUAAAUAUGUGUUUAUAUCAAAAACCUUAAGAGGUUAAUUUCAAAAUAAACCUAAUAACCUCCUCCUGGUUAAUAUGAAGUAUAACAUUUAUUAUCAAAACCUGAACAUAAAGGUCCAACAUCAAGUAAAUCUUGAAAAUAUUUAGAUUUUUACCCUGAAAUUACUCCUUAAUAAUAAAUUAUAGCCAUGAUGCUUAACGAUAAAGAUAAAUAGAAUGACAAAAUAUUGCCAGGACCUGGUGAUUGCGAAAUUAAAUUCCCGCUUUUUGAUCCAGAUUACAUUAUAAAAAAAGUAUUAUCAUCUUUUGCAAUUUAAACUGGAAAAGAUCGUUUAGGAAAAUAUGAGAGAGUAUAAGAACAAGAAAUAAUUGGGCCAGGUAUUAAUAAUAAUUAAAUUUAAAAGGAUCUUAUUAAAUUCCGAGCAAAUUUGAUGAAAUAACAAAAGAGAAAUUACUAGUCUCAGGGAAUGUAUUCAUGUCAGAGAGUUUGAGAUAAUCUUAUGGUGAUUUUGAAAAGAAAUUAGGUCCCAAUCCAAAAAGUCCUUAUAUUUUACCAAAAAAAAAAGAAUUUUCACUUUAAUCUGCAAAGAAAACGGGUGUUAUUAUUAUUUUGUUUUAAUCCAUUAUAUAUUUAUAAUAUUAAUUAAAAAAUGUCAAAUAUUGGUUAUGUUAUAAUAAUUAGAAAUACUAAAUCAUCUACAUUUUUUCUUCUCUUUUUGAAUUGUAUUAUAUUUAGUCAUUAAUUCUUAAUUAGAUCACAAUAAUUUGUUUUUGA